Molecule: messenger RNA, 2479 nt
Organism: Neurospora tetrasperma FGSC 2508
Lineage: Eukaryota; Fungi; Ascomycota; Sordariomycetes; Sordariales; Sordariaceae
Exons: 5
Coding region: 1-2421 (806 amino acids)
Biological process (GO): transcription by RNA polymerase II; positive regulation of mitotic recombination; nucleotide-excision repair
Cellular component (GO): nucleus
Molecular function (GO): DNA helicase activity; hydrolase activity, acting on acid anhydrides, in phosphorus-containing anhydrides; ATP binding
Source: RefSeq, a predicted model, not a curated record
AUGGAAUUCAACAUCGACGAUCUCCCAGUUCUGUUUCCUUACCCAAGGAUAUAUCCAGAACAAUAUGCGUACAUGGUGGACUUGAAAAAAACCCUCGAUGCAGGCGGGAACUGUGUCCUGGAAAUGCCUUCGGGCACCGGCAAGACCGUCACCCUCUUGUCACUCAUUGUCGCCUACCAGCAAUACUACCCAGAGCACCGGAAGCUGAUCUACUGCUCGCGAACAAUGUCCGAAAUCGAAAAGGCCCUCGUUGAGCUAAGAGCACUCAUGAAGUUCCGAGCCGAGCGGCUGGGACACGAAGAAGAGUUUCGCGGUCUCGGUCUGACAAGUCGAAAGAACCUGUGUCUGCACCCCUCGGUCAAGCGGGAGAAGAGCGGUGCCAUUGUCGACGCGAGGUGUCGCAGCUUGACGGCCGGCUUCGUCAAGGAGAAGAGGGAAAAGGGGGAGAAUGUGGAGACGUGCGUCUACCACGACAAUCUCGACCUUCUAGAACCGCAUAACUUGAUCCCUAACGGAAUCUGGACACUGGAUGGCCUGAUGAGGUAUGGCGAGGAAAAGAAACAGUGUCCUUAUUUCACUGCCAGGAGGAUGAUGCAAUACUGCAACGUCAUCAUUUACUCCUAUCACUACCUCCUAGACCCCAAGAUCGCCGAGCGCGUGUCCAAGGAUCUAUCCAAGGACUGCAUCGUCGUCUUUGACGAGGCUCACAACAUCGACAACGUCUGCAUCGAGUCUCUAAGUACCGACAUCACCCAGGACUCACUGAUGAGGGCAACCAGGGGUGCUCAGAACUUGGAGGCCAAAAUCAGCGAGAUGAAGGACUCUGAUCAAGAGAAACUCCAGUCCGAGUACGAAAAGCUAGUCGAAGGACUCAAGGGUCUAGAUGAAGGGCGACAGGAGGAUGCUUUCAUGGCCAACCCAACACUACCUGACGAUCUGCUCAAGGAGGCCGUCCCCGGCAAUAUCAGGCGAGCUGAGCACUUUGUUGCCUUCCUCCGGAGAUUUAUCGAAUACCUCAAGACCCGCAUGAAGGUCCGCCAGGUCAUCUCCGAAACGCCACCAUCUUUUCUCGCCCACCUAAAAGAAUACACCUUCAUCGAGAAGAAACCGCUACGGUUCUGCGCCGAGCGUCUAACCUCGCUAGUACGGACCCUCGAGCUUACCAACAUUGAAGACUACCGGCCCCUCCAAGAAGUAGCCACCUUUGCAACCCUCGUCGCCACCUACGAAAAGGGCUUCCUACUAAUCCUCGAGCCCUACGAAUCCGACACGGCCAAGACCCCGAACCCAGUCCUGCACUUCACCUGCCUCGACGCCGCCAUCGCCAUCAAGCCCGUCUUCGACCGUUUCAGCUCCGUCAUCAUCACCUCCGGCACCAUUUCCCCCCUUGAAAUGUACCCCAAAAUGCUCAACUUCGAGACCGUCGUGCAGGAAUCCUACGCCAUGACCCUCGCCCGCCGCUCUUUCCUCCCCAUGAUCGUCACCCGCGGCUCCGACCAGGCCUCCAUCUCCACCUCCUUCCAAGUCCGCAACGAGCCCAGCGUGGUGCGCAACUACGGCAACCUCCUUACCGAGUUCGCCCGCAUCACGCCCGACGGCAUGGUCGUCUUCUUUCCCUCGUACUUGUACAUGGAAUCCAUCAUCUCCAUGUGGCAAGGCAUGGGCAUCCUCGAUGAAGUGUGGAAGCACAAACUCAUCCUGGUCGAAACCCCAGACGCGCAGGAAACCUCCCUAGCGCUCGAAACUUACCGCACCGCCUGCUGCAACGGCCGCGGCGCCAUCUUGCUCUGCGUCGCGCGCGGUAAAGUCUCCGAAGGCAUCGACUUUGACCACCAGUACGGCCGCACCGUGUUAUGCAUUGGCGUGCCCUUCCAGUACACCGAGUCGCGCAUCCUCAAGGCCCGCUUGGAAUUCCUGCGCGAAACGUACCGCAUCCGCGAAAACGACUUUCUCUCUUUCGACGCUAUGCGCCACGCCGCGCAGUGUCUGGGGCGCGUCUUGCGUGGUAAAGACGAUUACGGAGUCAUGGUGCUGGCGGACCGGCGCUUCAUGAAGAAGCGCGCGCAGCUGCCCAAGUGGAUUAACCAAGCUUUCUUGGAAGCGAACACGAACCUGAGCACGGAUAUGGCGGUGGGGAAUGCGCGGGCGUUCUUGAAGCAGAUGGCGCAGCCGUUUAGUGCCAAGGAUCAGGAGGGCGUGAGUAUUUGGGGAAUGGAGGAUCUCAAGAGGCAUCAGGAAAAGAUGGCGGAGGAUAUGAUUGUGGAGCUGAAGACGGCGAGGGAGGUGGAGGAAAGGGAGAGGAAGAGGAGGGAGGAGGAGGAGAGGAGGAGGUUCGAGGAGGAGAGGGAUAGGGUUAGUGAUUAUGAGAUGGAUGAGGAUGAUGAGGCGGAGAUGAUGGCGCUGGAUGCGAGGAUUGGUUAGUUGUCAAUUUGAGUGGGAUAGAGUAGAUGAAGUGAAUGAGAUUGUGGUUUGUGGAGCU